AUGUACAACACGCACUCAGACAUUUGGGUCGCUGGAGCUUUCGCCGCAGUGGUUGUUGACUUCAUCGUCUACCCUUUUGACACAUUAAAAACCCGCAUCCAAUCACCAAAUUACGAGCGAGUCUUCAAAGAUGCACGCAGCGGCGCCAUAAGACGCGAUGUACUUUUCCGCGGUUUAUACCAAGGCGUAUGGAGCGUGGUGUUCUCCACAAUUCCCUCAUCUGGAGCAUUCUUCACAACCUACGAAGCAGUAAAGAGUACUCUACACAAUUCAUCAGCUUCGACGAAACAGGCAAGCCAGUUUUAUACGCAGUACUACUCAAACACAACUCUCAAACUACCCUUCACCCAUUCCCUCCCAACACCAAUAAUCCACGCCAUCGCCUCAUCAACCGCCGAGAUGGUCUCCUGUCUCAUCCUCACACCCGCAGAAGUCCUAAAACAGAAUGCGCAAAUGGUACAGACUUCCCAAAAGCAAAGUCACCACUUGAAUCAAAAUAAAGUCACAGCCAUGCGCCAAGUGCUUUCCCGCUUCAAGUCUCGACCCUGGCGCCUUUGGAGUGGAUAUACCGCGCUAGUCGGACGAAACCUCCCAUUCACAGGCCUGCAAUUUCCGCUCUUUGAGUAUUUACGUGCUAACGCAAUUGAUUGGCGGCGGAAACGAAGGGUAGAUGUGAGAAUGGGACUUGGCGAAGAUCAAGGAGCUGCGAGUGGUAUUAGUAGACCGCCGGAUGGAAUGAAGGAGCAACUUAUCGAGCGGGCUGGGCUGACGGGUCUAUCGGCUUCGCUGGCUGGACUUGUUGCUUCGACAGUUACGACGCCGAUUGAUGUUGUUAAGACGCGGGUUAUGUUGUCUGCCAGUGAGGAUAGGUCUAAAGAUGGGAAGCACGCAGUGGGAAAGAGUGUUUCUGCAGGUGCGAAGAAAGGGACGAUUGAAGUUUGGAGAGAGAUCGUACAGAAAGAGGGCAUGAGGGGGUUGUUUAAAGGUGGUGCGAUUCGUGCUGGGUGGACGGCUAUCUCUAUGAGUUUGUAUCUGAGUCUUUAUGAGGGUGGGCGGUUCUAUUUGGAAAAUCGGAGGAAAGCGUUGGAAGGUGUUGAUUGA
Penicillium manginii is the source of this 1101-nucleotide messenger RNA. RefSeq names its product putative mitochondrial carrier protein. Gene Ontology annotation, cellular component: mitochondrial inner membrane. The record is from RefSeq and is a predicted model, not a curated record. The coding region runs from base 1 to 1101 and encodes 366 amino acids. The transcript is spliced from 3 exons. Gene Ontology annotation, molecular function: S-adenosyl-L-methionine transmembrane transporter activity. NCBI's taxonomy places the organism in Eukaryota, Fungi, Ascomycota, Eurotiomycetes, Eurotiales, Aspergillaceae.